AUGGGCCCGGGGCCCCCGGCGGCCGGAGCCGGAGCGCCCUCGCGACCGCUGUCCCUGGUCGCGCGGCUGAGCUACGCUAUGGGCCACUUCCUCAAUGACCUGUGCGCGUCCAUGUGGUUCACCUACCUGCUGCUCUACCUGCACUCGGUGCGCGCCUACAGCUCACGCGGCGCCGGUCUGCUGCUGCUGCUCGGCCAGGUGGCCGACGGGCUGUGCACGCCGCUGGUGGGCUUUGAGGCUGACCACGCCGCAGGCCGCUGCGCCCGCUUCGGCCCGCGCAAGGCCUGGCACCUGGUCGGCACCAUCUGUGUCCUGCUGUCCUUCCCCUUCAUCUUCAGCCCCUGCCUGGGCUGCGGGGCCGCCACGCCUGAGUGGGCCGCCCUCCUCUACUACGGGCCCUUCAUUGUGAUCUUCCAGUUCGGCUGGGCUGCUACACAAAUUGCCCACCUCAGCCUCAUCCCAGAGCUCGUCACCAACGACCAUGAGAAGGUGGAGCUCACAGCUUUGAGGUAUGCCUUCACUGUGGUGGCCAACAUCACCGUCUUUGGAGCUGCCUGGCUUCUGCUACACCUGCAGGGUUCAUCCACCGGCCCCACCAAGGAUGUCAACGACCACCUGGGGGUCCAGGAUGUGCCAGUGUUCCGGAACCUCUCCCUGCUGGUGGUGGGUGUUGGAGCUGUCUUCUCACUGCUGUUCCACCUGGGCACCAGGGAGGGGCGCCGGCGGCAGGUGGAGGAGCCUGGUGAACACAGCCCCCUGUUGGCUCCCUCUACCGCCCAGCCCUUGCUGCUCUGGAAACACUGGCUUCGGGAGCCGGCCUUUUAUCAGGUUGGCCUGCUGUACAUGAGCACGAGGCUCAUUGUGAACCUGUCCCAGACAUACAUAGCCAUGUACCUCACCUACUCCCUCCACCUGCCCAAGAGGUUCAUCGCUACCAUCCCACUGGUGAUGUACCUUAGCGGUUUCUGCUCCUCCUUCCUCAUGAAGCCAGUGAACAAGUGCAUCGGGAGGAAUAUGACCUACUUCGUGGGCCUCCUGGUGAUCCUGGCCUUUGCAGCCUGGGUGGCGCUGGCAGAGGAGCUGGGCGUGGCUGUGUAUGUGGCGGCUGUGUUGCUGGGCAUGGGCUGUGCCACCAUCCUGGUCACCUCGUUGGCCAUGACAGCUGACCUCAUUGGCCCUCACACGCACAGUGGAGCGUUCGUGUACGGCGCCAUGAGCUUUUCGGACAAGGUGGCCAAUGGGCUGGCAGUUAUGGCCAUCCAGAGCCUGCACCCCUGCUCCUUGGAGCUCUGCUGCAAAGCCUGUGUGGCUUUCUACCACUGGGUGAUGGUGGUCGUCACAGGCGGUGUGGGCGUGGCCGCCACCCUGGCUCUGUGCAGUCUCCUGGUCUGGCCCAUCUGCCUUCGGAGAUGGGACCCUGGAGCCUAG
Molecule: messenger RNA, 1428 nt
Organism: Rangifer tarandus platyrhynchus (Svalbard reindeer)
Lineage: Eukaryota; Metazoa; Chordata; Mammalia; Artiodactyla; Cervidae
Source: the annotation of a GenBank genome assembly